Penicillium argentinense is the source of this 2040-nucleotide messenger RNA. Its product is annotated as putative C6 transcription factor. Bases 1 to 2040 code for a protein of 679 amino acids. The transcript is spliced from 5 exons. Gene Ontology annotation, cellular component: nucleus. Gene Ontology annotation, molecular function: zinc ion binding; DNA-binding transcription factor activity, RNA polymerase II-specific; DNA binding. The record is from RefSeq and is a predicted model, not a curated record. Lineage: Eukaryota; Fungi; Ascomycota; Eurotiomycetes; Eurotiales; Aspergillaceae. Gene Ontology annotation, biological process: DNA-templated transcription; regulation of DNA-templated transcription.
AUGAGGAACGCUGAUGAUCGGCGCUCGCACUCCCCUGCGACGCGUCGGAAUGGCUCUCUCCAGUCGUGCGAGCCUUGUCGCCGGUCGAAACAGCGCUGUGACCAUGAGAGGCCCGUUUGCCGCCGAUGCGCCGGAAAACGCAUCAAUGACCAAUGCUUCUACCACCCAGCUCCAAUGACCAGGCGGAGGUCAGACCAUGCCAAUCCGCCGCUGGCAUCGUCGAGUCGACUGACCAGCCAGCCAACAUCCAAUGCGUCGAGUCCUGGCUCAUUAGGUGGUGCGCGUAGUAUCUUUGCGCCGCUGGACUCACGUUCUGCUUUACCGGGUUACCUAGGCUCCACAAGCUUUACUGCAGUCCUUGCUGAGCACCGAAAUGAGAUCCUCUUUGAACCCGAGGAAUCCACGGACGUCUGUCGAGUCUUGACAGUGGAGCCAGAUCGGGUCCAAUCAGGAGCGGAGGUUCUACUCUUCCUCUACAACAUGAAAGAACGCCAGAAACUAAUAGAUCGGUUUUACCUCCGAACGUGGAAUGCCGUUGUGCCGGAAAUAAUCAUGCGGGCCAUGUUGACUUCGCUUGGCGAACUCUUCGACAGUUAUAACCUUCAUAAUUUGAUGCCCGAGCUGCAGAAACUCGCGACUCAGAUAUUUCAGAAUUCGUCGCGUCCGAUGGCUAUUCGUGAGUCGAUGACUGUGCAGGAGUACUGUGAUUCAUUUACUGGGCGGAACUUUCGCUGGGAGGCUAUUGGGAAUAUCUUCUCAAUAUGCGGACAGCAACUGGCGAUCACUCCCGACAAUGAUCCUGACUUUUCGCAGGGACUAGAGGAUCCUCGAGCGAAAGAUCGACUUUUGGAACAGGUUGUGGUGGCAAGUAUGAUCUGUCUUAACUUUUGCGAUCAAGCCUCAUCGGCCAAUGAGCUGCUGGCCUAUUUGCAAUAUAACGAUGUCAUGCUACAGACUCAGCAGUACGGCGAUUCAAGCUACCAAGCAUGGCGCCGGCUGGGGGACUUGAUUGCCACAGUUUACGCUGCUGGCCUGCAUACGGAUGGCGAGGAUGCAGCCUGCCCAUUCUUUCUGCGCCAGUGGCGAAGAGGCUGCUUCAUUUCAGCCUUUUAUAUGGACAAGUCACAAGCAAGCUUUGUCGGUCGACCGCCUCUAAUGAAUUACCGAUAUUGCACAAUUGACCCUCCUCUGGACCUCAGUGACGAGGUCCUUGUGGAGGGAGGAGAAGCUCUGAACAAGGCAAUCUCAGAGCUCGACAGUCGAGGCUGGAACACCCAUGGAGGCCGAUACCGAAUGACUCCUUCUCGUUUACGGUUCCUACUUGGAAUCUACCGAGAGCAAACGUUAGAGCUUGCGCUUGGAAUUCACCAGCCACAGGACAUCAUACAGAGAACACAGGAAAUUAAGGAGAAGAUCCGCGAUGUAUGGGAGUCAACCCCAGACCAAAUCUGCUACGACCGUCGUAAGAACGAUGAUCUUCACGAUGGGUGGUUGACGAUCGUGUACAUGUACCUUAAUUACCUCUACACGUGCUUUUUACUCCAACGGACUUUGAUCAAACACACGAAUACCGGACAAGAAGCACUCUGCGAAAUUUCCCGCCAGACCCUAGGAAUUGUCAUUAGUAUCACCUCUAUCCGCAGUCCGAUGGUCGACCUCGAUAGGCAUUUUUCAUGGAUUGCCCUCACAUACGGCUUACCUACCGCCAGUGUUCUUUUACUGGAGCUGCUACGCCAAUCCCAUGAACCGGGUCCGCACAACGUCGAGCUUCCCCGGUCAGAGUUGAUUCGCAAUCUGAGCGUCUUCGUCUCAUUGCUAUCCUGGGUAUCGCGUCCGGGCCAUGGGAAUUAUCAUACAUGCAAAGAAGCCGAAAAGAAGCUCUCGCGGAUUCUAGACCAACUGCUUGAUCCGCAGCCUGUUCAUGCUGAAAUGGUGCAUGAUGUCACGUCGGGUCUGUCAAAUUUCCUGAAUUGGUCAAACUACAAUGGUUGGGACUUUAACUCCGAAUAUUUCCCGGCAGUAGAUGGGUAUGCGCCGUGA